UCAUUUUUUUUUGUUGGGAAAAUAAUUAAAUUAUGCCUUUUUCAGCGCCAAGCAGAUAAACCGCCUCUUCGCCCCUCAGACGUCUUCUAAUGGUGUCCUCUCCACUCCGACACCAUGGCUACUCAAUACAUUCUUCUAGGUUUCCGGCGACCCCCUCCAUUUCCCUCCCACUUUCUCCGAACCAUCUCCACGAAAUUCUCUCCACAAAAACUCGGCCCAAUCUACUCUGUCUGUUCACUCAUCACUUCCCUUCAUCCCACUUCUCUUCCUAUAAACUAGUUGAUCGUUGUAGAAGACCGUUGCGCUGUAAUUUUUGCCAUCAGGAUUCCUUGGAUUUCGAAGAAGUGAAUGGCGAUUUUGAUGAGGUUGGAGAGGAAAACGGAGAGUUCUCGGAGCUUGAGUUGCUUGAACUUGACGAAGAGGCGCGCCGUGCCGCCAGAAAGUAUUCCAUGUCCUUGUCUAAGGAACUCGGCCUAGAGGAUGAAACCUAUGAAGACAGGGGAGAGAAGUGGCAGGGGCAGAAAACUUUGAGUAUACAGAUCCCCGAGAAUCUUCUCCCAAAGGUAGCAAUAGUUGGAAGACCAAACGUGGGUAAAUCAGCAUUGUUCAAUCGCCUUGUUGGGGGGAAUAUGGCUAUUGUUGUUGACGAACCUGGUGUUACUAGAGAUCGUCUGUAUGGCAGGUCUUUUUGGGGGGACCGGGAAUUUUCAGUAAUAGAUACAGGCGGUGUCAUGACUUUUUCAAGAUCACAUGAUGAUGUCAUGGAGGAACUUGCCAUUACUACAACUAUUGGUAUGGAAGGGAUUUCUCUUGCUCUUAGGGAAGCAGCUGUUGCAAGAAUGCCCUCUAUGAUCGAGAAACAAGCUGCUGCUGCUGUGGAAGAAGCAUCUGUUAUUAUAUUUCUUGUAGAUGGACAG
Messenger RNA from Dendrobium catenatum, 917 nucleotides. RefSeq names its product GTPase Der. Gene Ontology annotation, cellular component: chloroplast. Gene Ontology annotation, molecular function: GTP binding. Lineage: Eukaryota; Viridiplantae; Streptophyta; Magnoliopsida; Asparagales; Orchidaceae. The record is from RefSeq and is a predicted model, not a curated record.